Messenger RNA from Uloborus diversus, 1054 nucleotides. Its product is annotated as ataxin-3-like. Lineage: Eukaryota; Metazoa; Arthropoda; Arachnida; Araneae; Uloboridae. Gene Ontology annotation, cellular component: nucleus. The record is from RefSeq and is a predicted model, not a curated record. Gene Ontology annotation, molecular function: cysteine-type deubiquitinase activity. Gene Ontology annotation, biological process: protein deubiquitination.
CUCUCCCGUCCACGCACUGUUUGUAUUUUUAGCAAAGUUUAUCUCGGAAGUGGGAAAAUUUUUGCUUCUGCCGAUCCAUUUCCUCCCGAAAAUGUGCGGAUUUAGGUGACAAAAAUGUGACGCUAUUCCGCCGACAUGGAGGCUAUUUUCCACGAAAAGCAGGAGGGCAGCCUGUGUGCCCAGCACUGCCUGAAUGCCCUGCUGCAGGGGGCCUACUUCACGGCCCCCGACCUGGGGCAGCUGGCCCGACAGGCGGACGAGGAGGAGAGGAGGAGGAUGGCCGAAGGAGGGACCCACUCCUCCGAGUACCAGAGGUUCAUGCAGCAACCCUCGUCCAAUGUGGACGACAGCGGCUACUUCUCUGUCCAGGUGAUUGCCAGCGCCCUCAAGGUGUGGAACCUGGAACUGGUGCCCUACUCCAGCCAGAACCCCCUGGCACAGAGGGCCAGGCAAGACCCCACGACCAUGCGUGCCUACAUCUGCCACUUCCGGGAGCACUGGCUGACGGUGCGCAAGAUCGGGGCCCAGUGGUUCGACCUCAACUCCCUCCUGGAGGGGCCCCAGCUCGUCUCCUCCACCUUCCUCUCCCUCUACCUGGCACAGCUGCAGGAGGAAGGCUACUCCAUCUUCAUCGUGGAGGGGGCCCUCCCCGAGUGCCCCGCGGACCGUCCCCUGCUGGCCAGGCCGGCCGUGCAGGGGCGGGGGCCCCGCCUCCUGCGGGGGGCCCCCGGGGAGGAGGAGGGGCUGGAGGAGGUGCUGCGGGAGACCAUGAGGGAGUCCCGGGAGUUCGAGGAGGCCUGCCUCAGGACGGCCAUGCAGCUCAGCCUCAGCGAAUUCCGAGCGGGAGAGUCCUCCAGGCCUCACACAGAAGCAGAGAGCGAGCCGAGCGAGCAGGAGAUGCUGGAGAGGGCCAUCCAGAUGUCCUUGGAGAUGCCUCCAGACACAUCCUGAGGACGACUUUUUUCUAUACCUGUUGAUUCUGUUUGAUGAUUUAUGAAUAAAAAGUAUUUUCAUGUACAUAUCUUUGACUGUAUAUUAAAAUCCUUGCCCGAGC